Onychostoma macrolepis is the source of this 3605-nucleotide messenger RNA. Its product is annotated as tripartite motif-containing protein 16-like. Lineage: Eukaryota; Metazoa; Chordata; Actinopteri; Cypriniformes; Cyprinidae. Gene Ontology annotation, molecular function: zinc ion binding; protein binding. The record is from RefSeq and is a predicted model, not a curated record. The coding region runs from base 506 to 2185 and encodes 559 amino acids. The transcript is spliced from 6 exons.
AAAUUGUCAAAAUUAACUGUUGCUUUGUUGCUGCAGAUCACUGUAUGAACAAAACUUAACGUGUGUUCACAAACUAAUAAGUAAAAAACACUUAAAUAUAAACAACAGGAACACUUGUUGCAAUAUUACUGCAGUUUUUAAGGCUGUUGUCCUGCUUCUCUGUAACUUGUGUUCUUUGAGUGUUUAUCUGAGACUGACACCUAGUAGACUUUUCAUUAUAAAAGUUCCCCAUUUCUAGUCCAGGAGAGUCACUUUCCCACAGAGUUUAGUUUGAUUUUUAAUUAAAUAAACCUGAAUCAAGUAGUCAAGGUUUUUGCAUUCACUUUAAGCAAGAGAGAUGUGUCAGCAGGAGCAGGAAUGAGGAACCUGUUUUACAGACUCGCAGACACACCUGUUUUACACACAUCUCUCAAACACAGAACCAGGAAACACUGAGUUCAGGGAAAUAGAAACUGAAGUGUAGUUGAGCUGUUGUGUGUUUGUGUCUCUGUAUUAGUGCAGUAAAAUGGCAGAAGCCAGAUUUUCUCAGGAUGAGUUCUUGUGUCCGGUGUGUCUGGAUCUCCUGAAGGAUCCAGUGACCAUCCAGUGUGGACACAGUUACUGUAAGAGCUGUAUUACAGACUGCUGGGAUCAGGAGGAUGAGAAGAGAGUCUACAGCUGCCCUCAGUGCAGACAGACCUUCAGUCCAAGACCUGCUUUAUUUAAGAACGUGGUGUUUGCUGAAAUGCUGGAGAAACUGAAGAAGACUAAACUUCAAAGUGUGGUUCCUGCUGGAGCUGGAGAUGUUCAGUGUGACGUCUGUACUGGAAGAAAACACAAAGCCAUCAAGUCCUGUCUGGUGUGUCUGAACUCUUACUGUCAGAAUCACCUCGAACAACAUGAGAGUUUGUUUAAAGGAAAGAGACACAAUCUGACUGAAGCCACUGGACGACUGCAGGAGAUGAUCUGCCAGAAACAUGAGAAGCUCCUCGAGGUUUUCUGUCGCACUGAUCAGAAAUGUAUAUGUGUGCUGUGUUUGGUGGAUGAACAUAAAAACCACGACACUGUAUCAGCUGCAGCACAGAGGACAGAGAAACAGAAGCAGCUGAAGGAGACGCAGAAGACGUUCCAGCAGAGAAUCCAGCAGAGAGAGAAAGAUCUCCAGCAGCUGAGAGAGGCUGUGGAGUCUCAGAAGCGCUCUGCACAGACAGCAGUGGAGGACAGUGAGAGGAUCUUUACUGAGCUCAUCCGCUCCAUUGAGAGAAGCCGCUCUGAGCUGAUACGGCUGAUCAGAGAUCAGGAAAAGCAAGCAGUGAGUCGAGCUGAAGGACGACUGGAGCGACUGGAGCAGGAGAUCAAUGAUCUGAGGAGGAGAGACGCUGAGCUGGAGCAGCUUUCACACACACAGGAUCACAUCCAGUUCCUGCAGAGUUUCCAGUCUCUCUCAGCUCCUCCUGAAUCUACAGACGUAAAUGAUGAUCUCUUCAGUUCUCUCGUCUCUUCUGAUGCUCUGAGAGAAUCUGUCCAUCAGCUGAGAGACAAACUGGAGGAUUUCUGCAAAGAGGAGCUCAAGAAGAUCUCAGACAGAGAAACAUUCACCAACAUUGUUCCCAGGACCAGGAACCACUUCCUACAAUAUUCCCAUCAGCUCACUCUGGAUCUGAACACAGUGAAUAAAUACCUCCAUCUGUCUGAGAGAAACAGAGUGAUUACUCGCACUGGCACAGUCCAGCCGUAUCCUGAUCAUUCAGACAGAUUUGAUGUGUCUCAGGUGUUGUGUAGAGAGAGUGUGUGUGGACGCUGUUACUGGGAGCUGGAGUGGAGUGGAGAUGAUGGUGUGUUUAUAUCAGUGUCAUAUAAGAGCAUCAGCAGGAAGAGAUCGGGUAAAGAGUGUGGGUUUGGAUAUAAUGAUCAGUCCUGGAGUUUGAUCUGCUCUCCAUCCAGAUACUCAUUCAGUCACAAUAACAUAGUGACUGAUCUCUCUGUGAAGCCCAUCAUCAGUAGAAUAGGAGUGUAUGAUGAUGAUGAUGAUGAUGAUAUUUAUAGAAUAGGAGUGUUUGUGGAUCACGGAGCAGGAACUCUGUCCUUCUACAGCGUCUCUGACACAAUGAGCCUCAUCCACACAGUCCAGACCACAUUCACUCAGCCGCUCUAUCCUGGGUUUGGAGUUUAUCUUACUGGAUCAUCAGUGAAACUGUGUGGAUGAAUCAGAAUAGACUGACGAGAGAUUCUACCCAUAAUGCUUUGAGCUGCAUGAUAAAUCAGUAACAGUGAGAUGUUAUCCACCUUUUUCUUGCUGUAAAUAUGGGCCAUUUGUAGAUUCUAUGGGUCUGGCUUCCGGUCUCAUCUGAGUCCAAAUAUUUUUAGCUGUACAAAACAGUUUGUUUUGCUGCUUGAUAUUGAAAAUUGGAGUGUCUUACCAUAUUAUAUCAACGUAUUAUCUUAAUUAUGAACACACUGGUUUGUAAUGCAAACAGUUUUGCCGUUUACUGCACGUUCUUCUCGUUAUUUCCCUAGCGGCUAAUGAACCGGAAGUCUCACCCAAAGGUUUACUUCCACGUUGAAGAAAAAGGUGGAUAGAGUCUCUUCUUUUCUCUUCAUGACAUUAAUACUGCAGCUGAACUUCUGUCACUGAAAUAACAUGAAUCAGAAUAAAUGUAAUAAAUCCUCACAUAGACAGAUCGGUGUGUAUCUCAGUGACAGUGUGUAUCUGUGCUUUUCUCAACCUCUGUUUGUGUUGAUUUAAAUCAGUCAUUUAGUUUUUAAUGUAGUGUCUCAUUUUUAUUAUUACUAUCAAAACUAUCUUUAAAUUCACAUGAUCACACACAGUCAAUAAAUCAUUUUCAUUAUUUACGUAAUGUAGCCCUGGCCUUUUCCAGCAUUUUUAUCUUCUGGUGACAUGAGCCGCUUAUAAUAAUUGGUGUUAAAAUAUGUAAAUGACAUGAAAUUUCAAGAUGUUAUAUUUGUUCUACAUGCAAUUAAAUAAAUUAAUUUAAAAAUUGUGAAUGAACCACUGGUUUUAAAUAUCACUGAAUGACAUGAGGGAGAGUGAAUGAUGAUGGAAAAAUAUCCCAAUCCUGACCUAAGUAACGACUAGCUGAAUUACAGAAGCACUGGACACAAAAACAGGUAAAUGAUUUUUAGCCUGAAGCAUAAGUGCAGUUCUUUCAGAGAUGCUGAAGCACAUGAGCAUUGAGACAGAAGAGCUGCUAAACGCCACAGAAACACAUCCUCACAAGAUCAAAGCAGCACCUCCAUGACUCAACAAAACCUGCAGACCAGAGCCAUGAAGACAUGAUUCAGCAUGAGUCACCGUCUCUACAUGAGCUCCUCAGACAUUUCAGAAAGGCUGAUUUCAGGGAUGUCAGACACCAAACCCUGACUCUAUGUGCAUGCAGAAGAGGAAAAAUCACACAGUUAAUUAGAUGCAUUAUACUGUUUCAAAUGCUAGAGUGUACAAUAUACUUGAUUUCACAACAAACACUGGCUGUUUUAGAGGAAAUUGAAUAAAUAAAAUAUUAAAUGAUUAAAUAUGUGUUCUGAGUUUGUCACACCACAGAAAAAUGUGUCAUCCAAUUUUUAAAAAAUAAAUAAAUAAAUAAAUAAAAAACACCAAGUAAAUAAAA